Messenger RNA from Phytophthora sojae, 582 nucleotides. RefSeq lists its product as hypothetical. NCBI's taxonomy places the organism in Eukaryota, Oomycota, Peronosporomycetes, Peronosporales, Peronosporaceae. The transcript has a single exon. The record is from RefSeq and is a predicted model, not a curated record. Bases 1 to 582 code for a protein of 193 amino acids.
AUGCGAUUAUUUUCAUGGGCAGACAUUGCCCGUCGAGCGCGCACAAAACAAAAGAACAAGCGCUUGUCAUAUUUUACUCACGUUUCUCCAGCUAUGGUCACAGUAAGGUGUUACACUGGCUACUUGGUGCGACGCCCAUUUGACCCACCCAGCGUUGUCAUUGGAAGAACCCACUAUUUUCCGCGUGAGCCUCGCAUCCUUCAGUACACAACCUCCUUGGCGAACGCUACAUCACCAACAAGAUCAUGGUCUCUCAGAUUAAGCAAGUCUUCAAGCGCUACGGGCAAACGGCUUUCCUCUUCCACUCGACGGUUUAUCGCGACGUUGGCGGGAUCAUACGCCGCCAUUCAGCAGGGUGUUGACCUGAGGACUCUGGCCAAGCGCGUGCCCUUUGUGGAUCUCUCCAGACUCGACAGUGAUACCGGCACAUUGGCGCUUGCGUAUGUAUCCACCGUUGCCACAGGCCCACCCAGGUGCGCACUUACAAUCGCAGCGUCACCAGUCCUUGCUCGACUGCUUUCAAGAAGUCGCGGUAUUCCCAGUAAGAGCGGCAAGCAGCGCAAACGAACGCACAAAGGCUAA